UGGUCCUGCAAACACACAUAGACAACGGGACAAUGGCAGGUAAAGCGUUACUGAGCGUGGGUCUCCUUGCCGGUGCCCUAUGCUGUGUUCAAGGGCAGUUUGACUACACUAUGCGGCCCAUUAUAGGCAUCCUAUCUCAGCAUCCUCCGGACAGCAUCCUUGAAGGUUUAGAGGAUAAGAACUACACAUCCUACAUUGCUGCGUCUUAUGUGAAGCAUUUCGAGAGUGCUGGAGCCCGAGUCGUUCCGAUUCUUAUCAAUCAAGAUGAUGCUUAUUAUGAGAAUCUGGCCAAACAUCUCAAUGGGUUUGUGUUCCCAGGAGGCGCCACCUCUAUCACCAACUCCAGUGGAUACGGAGCAGCUGGUGCCAAGAUAUACCAGCUCGUGAAAGAGGCAAACUUAAAAGGCGUGUAUCUUCCUCUAUGGGGCACGUGCCUGGGCUUCGAGAUGAUGACUUACCUCGCCGCUGGAGAGGAGAAAUGGCUCGCUAGCUGCAGGGCCUCCAACAAGGUUGACCCUCUUACUGUUACAAAAGAUUACAUGGACUCCCGUAUCUUCACACAAAUGCCAGACUAUGUUAUCGGUUAUAUCAGGCUCCUCAACACGACUGUCAAUUUUCACAAGUGGUGCAUGACACCUGAGAACUUCACCCUCUCUGGCCUCGCCGACGAGUUCAAGCUCCUGGCCACCAGCUUCGACUUCGACGGCCUCGAGUACGUGGCGCUGAUGGAACACGUCGCCCUCCCUCUCUUCGGCUCGCAGUUUCACCCCGAGAAGAACCAGUUCGAGUGGAAGGACGACGAGAAACACGACGCCAUUCCCCACACGCCCCAGGCUGUGGGCGUCGGACAGUUCUUCGCCAAUUUCUUUGCUAAUCAAGCUCGCCAUAACAGCCAGAAGUUCCCGACCGAAGAGGAGGAAACGGCGGCCCUCAUCUACAACCACCAGCCUUUCUUUACCCAAGGAACCUCCGGCUUCGUCCAGGCCUAUCUCUUCCGCUGAUCGUCCG
Penaeus monodon (black tiger shrimp) is the source of this 1008-nucleotide messenger RNA. Its product is annotated as gamma-glutamyl hydrolase-like. Gene Ontology annotation, cellular component: vacuole. Bases 33 to 1001 code for a protein of 322 amino acids. The transcript is spliced from 8 exons. Gene Ontology annotation, biological process: tetrahydrofolylpolyglutamate metabolic process. NCBI's taxonomy places the organism in Eukaryota, Metazoa, Arthropoda, Malacostraca, Decapoda, Penaeidae. The record is from RefSeq and is a predicted model, not a curated record. Gene Ontology annotation, molecular function: gamma-glutamyl-peptidase activity.